AUGGCUACUCCCUAUGUUUCAACCUACCCAAUAAAAGCAAAAUCAAUCUCCUGCUCUUCAAAUCACAUUAUUGCCUGCACAGAUUCUUCACUGAAAAUAUAUUCUUAUCCUUCGUUUAACUUCUGCCAGUCAAUUGAUGUAAACUCUACUCAGAAUUUCCCUUAUCCUUCACAAAUUCUUCUUACUCAAGGACAAAUUUUGACUCUUUCUCCUAAGUUUCAAGUCUGAACUUAUCCUGAAGGAAUCUUAUUGUAAAAUUUAUUUAAGGUUUACCUAUGAAGCUUCAAAUCCUAAGCAUUUUUCAGUAGAUCGCCAUGAUGUUGCAUUACUCUUAAAAUCAAAGAUAGUUCUUUUAUCUCUUAUUGACUUAUCAACAGUAAUGGAAAUCGAAAUAAAAGUUGAACCUAACAAAAUUCUGCUUAUAUCCGGACGAUGAAUUUUACUUCAAGAAAAAUAUUGACUCCGAAUAAUCAAUUUUGAAGGAAAAGAAAUCCAUAGUUUCAAUCUGAAAAAUCCUGGCCUUCUUGGAUUUAUGAAUUGAUUACAGCCAGCACCUGACGCAAUUCACAUAGGCCAAUACGGUUUAAUUUGCAUAACAACUGACGAAAAAACAUUUUUUGUGGAUUAUGAUUUAAAAAGGUAUCCAAGAUAUCAAGAAAUCAAUCAUGAGUUCAUGCCCUUAUACGUCGCAUUUUUGCAUCCCUGCUAUAUUUUGGCAUUCGCUAAAUCCUACCUGAACAUAUAUUUAAUUCAUUCUGGUGAAUGCAUUUAUAAGAUGCCAAACAUUUGUUACAGUGAAAUUACAGCAUUUACAUAUGACACUCUCUUAAUGAGCAAUUCAGACUCUUUAAUGUGUUUCAGUUCUCCUUCUUUAGAUACUAUAAUCUCUACCUAUUUAGGUGAGAAAAGAUUUGACGUCGCCCUCGAGAUUUGUGCUGAUACAUGCUCAAACUUGGAGUCAAGGGUUUAUUUUGAGUAUGGAGUCCAUAUGUUUUUUCAAGACAGAGAUUAUCAAAGAGCUGCACAUUAUAUGAGAAAAAGCGAAGAAUAUUGAGGGGUCUGCUCUUUGAUGAGCAAAAUCGUAAAACUCCCACCAAUUGUGAAAGAUAAAUGCAAAGUCAAUCUAGAAAAUGCAGUUGAGAGAAUAAAAAAUUAUUCGCUUUUAAGGUCUCAUUUUAAUUAUAUAGCGCAGUUUGAGCCUUUGACUUAUGACAAGACAUUGAAAAACAAAAUUAUAAAAAAUUUCAUACCUUUUUUCCAUAUGAUAAGAAAAAACGAUGAUCAGUGUUUGAGGAACUUUGCUGAGUCUUGGAUUUUUUCUGCAGUUUUACAGAUCCCUAACCCCCCCCCCCCCCUCCGUGAGCGAACAAAAAAAUUUUGUUCGCUCACGGAGGGGGGUUAAUUUUUUUUUUUAAAAAAAAAAUUAUAUAUAAAAUUUUAUAAAAAAUAUUUUUUUCGAAAUUUAAAAAAAUCCUAAUUUGCAAAAAUUGGGAAGCAAAUAUUAAUUUAAUUUGCAAAAUUUAUAUGUUUUAAAACGCAAUUUGUUUAAAAUUAAACAGAAUUAGCUCUAGAUUUCAUUAUACUAAUUAUCACUUAUAUAUCCAAAUUUUUUUCCAUUAAAAUUUUUUCUAUUAAAAAAAUUUUUGUUCACUCACGGAGGGUGGGUUUUUGGUCAAAAAAUGGCGAUUUUUCUAAUGGUUUUGUUCGCUCACGGAGGGGGGGGGGGAGUAAGCAGACUGCAGAACUUUUACCAAUAGUUAGAGACCCCUCAAAUACGCUGCCACUUUACUAUUGUGAAGGGGUGUUAAAGAAAUCUGGCCAGUAUGAUUUAAUGCUUGAGCUAUUCUUAUCUCGAAAAAUAUAUAGGCCAGGACUAGAAGUGUUGUUUAAAAAAUAUGAGGAAGAAAAGACAAUUUACUGAUUGAUCAAGACAAGGGACUAUUUGUCAAGGAUGCAGUCCAAUGAAGAAGUCUUUUUGGAGUACACAAUUAAGCUAUUUUGCGAAAGCAAAUCUUUGGCUGAAGAGCUAUUUUUGACAUGUCCAGCAAUAAUUCCAAAAUUGGAUAUUUUAGGAAAACUCUUGCCUAUGAUGAUGAAAUAUUCAGGCCCAAGACUUGUGAUUGGGUUUUUAUCUGUUUUGGAGAACGGCCCGCCUGAGUAUUAUAACUAUUUGGCAAAAAUUUAUAUAGAAGAAACUUUAGAUGGAGAGGUAAAUCCAAAGGAAUUAGUAGAAUUUUUGAAUAGAAAGCCGACAAGAUAUGACCCAGAAACAGUUUUAACGUAUUUUCCUAACUCCCCCCCCCCCUCCGUGAGCGAACAAAAAAAUUUUGUUCGCUCACGGAGGGGGGUUAAUUUUUUUUUUUUAAAAAAAAUUUAUAUAUAAAUUUUAUAAAAAAUAUUUUUUUCGAAAUUUAAAAAAAUCCUAAUUUGCAAAAAUUGGGAAGCAAAUAUUAAUUUAAUUUGCAAAAAUUUAUGUUUUAAAACGCAAUUUGUUUAAAAUUAAACAGAAUUAGCUCUAGAUUUCAUUAUACUAAUUAUCACUUAUAUAUCCAAAUUUUUUUCCAUUAAAUUUUUUUUCUAUUAAAAAAUUUUUGUUCACUCACGGAGGGUGGGUUUUUGGUCAAAAAAUGGCGAUUUUUCUAAUGGUUUUGUUCGCUCACGGGGGGGGGGGGGGGAGUAAAGGAUAUCUCCAGAGAGAGCGAUGUUUAUUGCUGGACCUAAUUGGAAGAUAUGAAGAAAUUAUUCAUUACUAUAUUUAUGAAGAAAAAUCGCUUAUAAAUGCAAAACUGUAUGUACUCUAUAAGCGAAAUACUGAAGUUUCAAGCAUUUUUAUUAGCAAACUUUGCAAAUCUCCCUCGAAUCAAGACCACAUUAAAUUUUUAGUCGAUUUUCUUAAUGAAGCAAACCCUGAGAUUAUUGACCAUCACAUAGCUUUAAGCCUUCUCCCAAAAAAUCUCCCCAUGGACUCAAUUAUAAAAUACCUUUACAACGCUUUUCACAGCCUCGAAGAGCGAAAAGUAAAAAUCAAGCUCAAACGUCGACUUCAAGAAACUCACUUCCUCGACCUUAUUUUAGAUUACUACAAGCACGCUCAUGAAAACGUAGAAAUCACUGAAGACACACGAUGUGACAUCUGCAAAAAGAAAAUAAAAACAAAAGACUUCAUUGUCACCUAUAAAGGAGAAAUCCAGCAUGAAGACUGCUACGAGCAGAAGAAGAUUAAUACUAAUUAA
Blepharisma stoltei is the source of this 3233-nucleotide messenger RNA. Lineage: Eukaryota; Ciliophora; Heterotrichea; Heterotrichida; Blepharismidae. The record is from the annotation of a GenBank genome assembly.